AUGCGACAGGCUGGUCGCUACCUUCCCGAGUAUCACGAGGCCAAGGCCGGCCGGGACUUCUUCGAAUGCUGCCGCUCGCCGGAGGUCGCCUCGACUUUGACCCUCCAGCCCAUUGACCGCUACGAAGGCCUCAUCGAUGCAGCAAUUAUUUUCUCUGAUAUUUUGGUCAUCCCGCAGGCCAUGGGCAUGACGGUGGAAAUGGUGGAUAAGAAGGGCCCGCACUUCCCUGAGCCGCUCCAGUCGCCGACUGAUGGACAGUACGAGAAGGUGAUGGCGAAGGAGGUGGACGUCAAGUCUGAAUUGGAUUACGUCUACAAGGCCAUCUCCCUGACACGCUUCAAGCUGAAGGGCCGCGUUCCUCUCAUCGGUUUCUGCGGUGCGCCAUGGACUCUGUUGUGCUAUAUGGUUGAGGGUGGCGGCAGCAAGCUCUUUGUGCAGUCUAAGACCUGGGUCUACAAGUACCCGAAGGAGUCGCAGGCUCUGCUCCAGAAGAUUGCCGAGAUCUGCGUUGAUUACCUGGCUCUCCAGGUUCAGGCUGGUGCGCAGCUGGUGCAGGUGUUCGAUUCGUGGGCCGGUGAGCUCUCGCCCACCUCCUUCCAGUCGUUCUCGCUUCCCUACCUCCGUCACAUUUCCGCCAACUUGCCCAAGCGGCUGCAGGAGAUGGGUCUCGAUCCCGUCCCCAUGACCGUCUUUGCUAAGGGUGCUUGGUACGGUCUGGAGGACUUGUGCCAGUCCGGCUAUAAUGUCGUUGGUCUGGAUUGGCUGCACGAUCCCGCCGAUGCCAUGCGUAUUGCCAACGGUCGGGUCACUAUUCAGGGUAACGCCGAUCCCGGUAUGCUCUAUGGUGGUCGUCCUGCUAUUACCGAGACCGUGGAGAAGAUGGUUGAAGGGUUCAAGAAGGGCAAGCAAGGCUGGAUUUGCAACCUUGGACACGGUACGUUAAGAUUCUGA
Messenger RNA from Penicillium waksmanii, 951 nucleotides. Its product is annotated as uroporphyrinogen decarboxylase HEM12. The transcript is spliced from 2 exons. Gene Ontology annotation, biological process: heme biosynthetic process. Bases 1 to 951 code for a protein of 316 amino acids. NCBI's taxonomy places the organism in Eukaryota, Fungi, Ascomycota, Eurotiomycetes, Eurotiales, Aspergillaceae. Gene Ontology annotation, cellular component: cytosol. The record is from RefSeq and is a predicted model, not a curated record. Gene Ontology annotation, molecular function: uroporphyrinogen decarboxylase activity.